Melanotaenia boesemani (Boeseman's rainbowfish) is the source of this 1901-nucleotide messenger RNA. RefSeq names its product voltage-dependent anion channel 2 (gene vdac2). Gene Ontology annotation, biological process: monoatomic anion transmembrane transport. Lineage: Eukaryota; Metazoa; Chordata; Actinopteri; Atheriniformes; Melanotaeniidae. Bases 150 to 1001 code for a protein of 283 amino acids. The transcript has 9 exons. Gene Ontology annotation, molecular function: voltage-gated monoatomic anion channel activity. The record is from RefSeq and is a predicted model, not a curated record. Gene Ontology annotation, cellular component: mitochondrial outer membrane.
CCGGGAUAUGAUAGGUCAGGAUUUCGUUGCAGUGCAGUCUCCUUCAGCUCGCCCUCCACCCGGUGACGCCUUCCUCGGUCGUGUGGUGUCAGGAACAACUCCACUAAAGUCACCUUAGUUUUUCGCUAGCUCAAUCUUCAGCUGUUACAAUGGCCGUGCCUCCUGCAUAUGCUGAUCUGGGCAAGUCUGCCAAGGACAUCUUCAACAAAGGCUUUGGAUUCGGCCAGGUGAAGCUUGAUGUCAAGACAAAAUCAGCCAGUGGAGUGGAAUUUAAAACGUCUGGAUCCUCUAACACUGAUACAAGCAAAGUUGCCGGCAGCCUGGAAACCAAAUACAAGAGGGCAGAAUAUGGCCUGACCUUCACUGAGAAGUGGAACACUGACAACACCUUGGGAACAGAAAUUACUGUUGAAGAUCAGAUUGCAAAGGGGCUGAAGUUGACUUUUGACACAACCUUCUCACCAAACACAGGCAAAAAGAGCGGCAAAGUCAAGACAGCUUACAAGCGUGAGUAUGUUAACUUGGGCUGUGACGUUGACUUUGACUUUGCCGGCCCUACCAUCCAUGGCGCCGCUGUCGUUGGCUACGAGGGAUGGCUCGCUGGUUACCAAAUGAGCUUUGACACUGCCAAAUCCAAAAUGACCCAGAACAACUUUGCCAUUGGGUACAAAACAGGGGACUUCCAGCUACAUACCAAUGUCAAUGACGGCGCUGAGUUUGGUGGAUCUAUUUACCAGAAGGUGAGUGACAAGCUGGAGACUGGAGUCAACCUGGCAUGGACCGCUGGCAGCAACAGCACACGCUUUGGUAUUGCAGCUAAAUACCAACUGGACAAAGAUGCCUCCAUCAGUGCUAAAGUGAACAACAAUAGCCUCAUUGGUGUUGGAUACACUCAAACUCUCAGACCAGGUGUGAAACUCACCCUUUCUGGCCUGGUCGAUGGGAAGAACAUCAACGCAGGAGGCCACAAACUGGGUCUGGGCUUGGAACUAGAAGCCUAAGCUUUCCCCACACUGCAAGGGACUAGGGAAUAUCAGAAGAAUCUGGCCUUAAAUGUAUGUCCAACUCAAACCAGCAAGGGGAAAUCAUGGAGAGAUUGGUUCAAAGGCUACAGCAACAAACCUAAGUACCAUUUCAAGGUGGUGCUUUUGUCACUGGUACAUUUUACCUUGUGUUGCUUUUUACUUUUGUAGUUGCAUCAGUUCAGGAGACUGUUGUUGGCGUAUUAUUUAUAAUUAAUGUCAUUGUUCCUGUCCAUCACUGCCAUAAUAAUUUGAUCAAUACAAUCGCUCUAUUUGUCAACAACUCUGUGUGGCGUCACUGUGAUAAUCCCAGACACUCCGUUUUUCUUUUGUGAAAACAUUAGUUUGCGGAUUCGUGUGGUUGGUGUUGUCAUACUUUUUCUUUACAUUCAUGAUUAUCUGAUAUUCCUUGCCAUUUAACAGUUCCUACUUUCAGACCAUCUGAAAUACUUAAUUUGUUGUUUUUGCUCAUAUUUAAAUACUGCUGCAUCCUUUCUCCUCAUGCACUCAAGGACGCUGAAGUUCUGGUUUGUGUCGACUGUUGGGGUUUGGGAUGUUCUGGUUAAGCUACACAUUUUGACCUUCCCUUCAACUUGGCAGUUUUUGGGUUGUUCAAAAGAUGGAUCUGUAAGUUUGAGAGACAUCUGCACUCAUGGUCGACCAAGCAAGAAUCAGUUUUUGCUAUUUCUGUGAUAAGACAACAGAGGGGCACACAAAUAAUGCUCACAGUAAUGCCAAACUAUUAUGGUCUGGAGGGGGUGUAACUUGAAGUUGCACACAUCUGCUCUAGAAACCUACUUCCCUGUCUUGGGUGGAGUCGGAGCCAACAAGAAGUCCUUAGGUGUAUGUAUAAAUUUUCAAUAAAGUCUUUGAACUCCU